Messenger RNA from Drosophila kikkawai, 501 nucleotides. RefSeq lists its product as uncharacterized. The record is from RefSeq and is a predicted model, not a curated record. NCBI's taxonomy places the organism in Eukaryota, Metazoa, Arthropoda, Insecta, Diptera, Drosophilidae.
GAUUCGCCAUGAAGCUGUUGCUGUGGCUCGCCCUCUAUUGCACUCUCGGGCAGGGAUUCAUCAAACGUGUGCGGGACGACAACUGUUUGAUCCACCACUUUUACCCGCAUGAGAGUGCCUGUCAUUCCCCUCGCCGUUACUUUUAUACCUUUCACCGCAUCAUAUCCGACUGCGUCCAGGUGACCACCAACUGCUCCAGGAUGUACAAUACGAACGAAUAUUAUUCGCUGAAAGAAUGCCGCGACGACUGCUGGUACUUCAUGAAUAAGGAUAUUCCUCCCGAGCCCACAACUGAGAAGCCAAUCCCGGUGGCAGCAGCAAAUGAUAAGACGACAGACGAUAAGAAGGCAGCAGAGGGGGAUAAGGAUAAGAAGCCUUGAGGCGGUAAGGAAAAUCCUGCCUGUAUCGAGGAAGGCGCUUGAACUAUAUAUAUUCAAUUAAUAACCAAACUUAUGGGAAUUAAAGGCAAAAGUAUAUUAAAUUAUAAAAAUAAAACCCUUA